Eruca vesicaria subsp. sativa (arugula) is the source of this 1178-nucleotide messenger RNA. NCBI's taxonomy places the organism in Eukaryota, Viridiplantae, Streptophyta, Magnoliopsida, Brassicales, Brassicaceae. The record is from the annotation of a GenBank genome assembly.
GAAAAGUAUAUAAAAACAGAGGAGAGAUAGAUAGAUAGAGAGAGAAGGUCAUAAAAUUUGAUUUCUCUUAUUUUACGGAGAGAGAUAAAAGAGUUCUUAGGGUUUUUGGGCAUCUCACGAGGUUUUACAGAGAUCGCUAUCUAACAUGGACUCGAUGAUGACUCAGACGACUGUUUUGGCUGUGACGGAUGAUGUGGUGUUGCCUGUUAGCUCUGUUCUCACUAUAAUGAAAGAUCUCGCCAAAGAAGGGGUUGAACGUUGUGAUCCUGUCAUCAUUACUCAAGCUUCCACAAUAAAUCAGGUUCCUUUGGAUGCUUCCUCAGUGGAUGUGGUUUUAGCCAUUUCCAGAACAUCUGAUUUUCCUAGUGAUAAAAUAUAUGGCGAGUUCUCAAGAGUUCUGAAGCCUGGUGGUUCGGUUUUUGUGUGCACUAACUCGGAAGGUGAAACUAUAGAGUUGCAACAGACCCUUCAAAGGAGAGUGACGUUGGCUGGUUUUCUGGAGCCACAGUCUCUUGAUUUGAAAUCAAUUAAGUUGCCUAACUUCAGCUUAUCUGUUGGGAUUAAGGCAAAGAAACCUUCUUGGAAGAUUGGUUCAUCAUUUGCUCUCAAGAAGCCUGCAAAAACAACUCUCUUGAAGGUUAAUCUAGACGCUGACUUGGAUCUUAUUGAUGAAGACUCUCUUUUGACAGAGGAGGACUUGAAGAAGCCACAGAUUCCUGUUGCUAGCGGCUGUGAAACCACUAAGAAAGCUUGCAAGAACUGCGUUUGCGGUAGAGCUGAGAUAGAGGAGAAAGCUGUGAAGCUAGGCGGCCUCACAGAGGAUCAAAUUGAGAAUCCACAGUCAUCGUGUGGCAGCUGUGGGCUCGGUGAUGCCUUCCGCUGCGGUACAUGCCCUUACAAGGGUCUCCCACCCUUCAAACUAGGCGAGAAGGUAACCCUUUCUCAAAACUUCCUUGAAGCUGACUUCUAAGCCUGCGGAAGGUGCAUCUCUAUAUGUGCUUGUUUCUUACCGAUGCCAAAACCUUUUGUUAAACACAGAGUAGUUUGAUCACUUUGUGUCCUUUCUUAUAUUUUGUUUGUUGGUACUUCCUUUAUUUCUCGGCUUUCGAAAUGGUUGGUGAUACUCAAUACACAUUGGAUCCUUAAUAUCAAUGAAGAACAGCGUUUCACUUUGUUAA